ACAGAGAGAGAGCCCACAGUCACCAUCUCCUCUCCUCCUCCUCCUCCUCCUCUUCUUGCACUCCCUCUCUCAGCUCCCAUCUCUUCCAGCACACGCUCACACUCCUUCCCUCUGAUGCCGACUGGAUGCAGACCGGGGGAUUUCCAGCAGCUUCCUGAGUCUGUCCUCCCUCUCCUCCCUCCUCCUCCUCCUCCUUCAACAUCCGGAGCUUCUCCUUUUUUCUGCCUCCUCUUUUCUCCUGCUCCUCACCACCAGGAUGUGGCACUCGUUGGCUCUGCUCCUCUCUGGAUUCUCUGCUUUGAUCCACGUGUCGAUGCAGGGUCCUCACCAGAGGACCCUGCUGAAGAACCUCCUGAAGGACUACAACCGGAUGGAGCGACCGGUGGGCAACGACUCCCACCCUCUCACCGUUGUCUUCUCCCUCAGUUUGAUACAGAUCAUGGAUGUGGAUGAGAAGAACCAGGUGCUCACCUCUAACAUUUGGCUACGGAUGAGUUGGUUCGACCACUAUCUCCAAUGGAACCAGAGCGAACAUCCUGGAGUGAAAAACCUCCGCUUCACCACAGAUCAGGUCUGGACACCAGACAUCCUGCUCUACAACAGUGCAGAUGACGACUUUGACUCUACCUUUAAGACCAAUGUUCUGGUGAACUCCAGUGGCUAUGCUGAGUAUCUGCCUCCAGGAAUCUUUAUGAGCACAUGCAACGUGGAUGUUCGCUGGUUCCCUUUUGACAUCCAGAAGUGUGAGCUGAAGUUCGGCUCUUGGACGUACGAUGGCUGGCUGCUGGACCUCCAGAUGAACGAUGCUGACAUCUCAGCCUACAUGCCCAAUGGAGAGUGGGACUUAGUUGGAGUUCCCGGCAGCAGAAACGAGGCUUUCUACGACUGUUGUAAGGAGCCUUACCCGGAUGUGACAUUUGUUGUGACAAUACGGCGGCGGACGCUCUACUAUGCACUGAACCUGCUCAUCCCCUGCGUGUUGCUGUCUUCGAUGACCCUGCUCAUCUUUGUGCUGCCAGCUGACUCUGGGGAGAAGAUCUCACUGGGUAUCACCGUCUUGCUGUCUCUAACUGUUUUCAUGUUGCUGGUCGCAGAGAUCAUGCCAGCCACAUCGGACUCUGUCCCUCUUAUAGGUCAGUACUUUGCCAGUAUAAUGAUCAUCGUUGGGAUGUCAGUCAUUGCCACAGUGGUGGUUCUGCAGUAUCAUCACCAUGAUCCAAAUGGAGGAAACAUGCCAAAAUGGGUGCAGCUCGUCUUGCUGCAGUGGGUAGCAUGGUUCUUGCGUAUGAAGCGGCCAGGAGAGAAUGACGACCCGGAGCGACCCCCGUGUGCCCCCCACUUGCGGCGCUGCUCCUCGGGCUCCCAUAGCGGGAGCAUCCCAAACCCUCCGGACCCCACCCUCCAUCCGUUGCACCCACAGAACCUGGCUCCUCUCCAAACAGGGCCCCUCCACGCGGGGCAUCCUCACCUCCACGCCCAGUCCAGCGCUAACAACAACGGGAACCUUCUUUACAUGGGCUACCAGAGCAUGGAGGACCCUUCAAUGCUCUCAGAGCCUCUCCAGAGGAAUAACAUCUCCACAGGGCCUCCACGGGUAGCAGGAAGCCCACCUCCGCACCUCCCAUCUCAGUUCUGCAGCUCCCCACCACCUCCUACCCCCAAUAUGGAUACUGUAGGCUGCCCCAGCACUGUCUCCAGUGGUGGGGGCUUUGGAGGUGGACCCGGAGGGCUUGGAGGGUGCUCAACUGCGGGGAUAGGAGACCCCCAGCUUCAGGCCAUCUUGGAGGAGGUGCGUUACAUGGCAGACCGUUUCCGGGAGCAGGACGAGGCCGAGAGUAUGGCCGACCAGUGGAAAUUUGCAGGCGCUGUAAUCGAUCGUCUGUGUCUAGUGGCUUUCAGCGUUUUCAACAUCAUAUGCACCAUCUCUAUCCUUAUGUCUGCCCCCAACUUUGUGGAGGCUGUUUCAAAGGACUUCGUUUAAAAGCAAAGAGGCAAAAAGAGGAGGAGAAGAGUGAAGGAAAGGAUGAGGGGAAUUAAAUAUAGGAUGAAGGAUGGAGUAGGACCGGGUCCAAGGAAACACAAUUUCCAGCGGACUGUAGGCUCUGUGAUUUGUGAUUGGAAAUAGAAACAAAAACACAAAUGGUUUUCUUUGCAAUACAUUUUGUUUUGUAACUGAAAUAUAAGAAAACAGAUGAGGAAGGGGGCGCAGAGUGAAUUUAAAAUGAGAUUAGGGUGAGCAGGGUGCUUUAUCAGAUUCUUAACAAGGUGAAAUGGAUUCUUGUGGUUAAUUCAAAGACUUUCCUCCCAAAACUAGGGGAGUCAGAAAGAGAAAAAGAAAGAGAUUUUCAGUCUAAUGCAACCUCAAGUAAGAAAGCUCUUAAAGCAAGGAAGAGAUUGAGAUAGUAAGAUGGGAAAAGAGACAUAUAUAAGAUAGAUAGACACAGAUAGAUAAGACAGACAUUUGGCUGUUUUAUUUUCUUGAGGAGAAAAGACAGUCCUUCACUCCCACAUGUUGAGAACGGACUACAUCAUUUAAAGUGAUGUGAGGAGAGGGCAGGGAAAGGAGAAAGAGACUUUUUAAAGACAACAAAGAGCGGCAGUGAAAGGAUGAGACUUUAUCCCUUGUGACAUUGGCAGAGUUAGGUGGAGUAAGCAGCUUGAUGCUCAGAUAUACAAAAGUGGACCGCAGAUCAGGAAGUGGAGAGGAACAGAAGAGGAUCUCAUUUAUUAUUUGAUCACAUCCAUCUAAUGAGCGUCAAAUUAAAAGACCUUGGAUAAUCGUUAAGACUAAUAAGCUUUAAAAAGAUGAAGUACCCUCUGUGCUCGCAAACCACUUUAAAUGUCCAAGGUCUUAUCUCUUUGAGACGAUUGCCAAUCUGCAACAAUCAGCAGAGAUCAAAAGCUCCUCAGCAGCGGGCACAGUGUGCAGUGCUUAUCACGACCGGGAUACUGAAUUAACUGGUCAUCAGCGACACAAUGGCCAGUAGCUGCACCACAGUGGAGGCUUGAGCCAAUAAUAACUCAUGAAGCAGUUACCUAACUGUAUCUGGCAGGUCCUAAUAGACCAACGGAUUUCAUAUUAAAGGUUUAAUAACUGAAAUGGGAGGUCAGGUCUUCAAAAGAACAUGAGAGGCACAAAAAAGGGAGAAGGGGGAAAAUAUCAUUAAAAAUCCCCAAACUUAUAUGGAGAAGCAACAUCCCAUCAAAUUUAUGUCAGAUCCCUUUAGGGAUUUAUAGCUUCAUGAGGGUUUUCACAUCUUUCUAAAAUGAAAGAUGAGAUUUUAAUGGAGCUGUAUUUUCAUGAAUUUGGAUCCAGUUGAAAAAAAGUGAUGAUUUAAAAGGUUUAAAUUCAAAGUACAGCCUUCAGCUACAGAGCAUUUGUCAAAAAUGGUAACCAAUAAACAAAAAUUGUCUUUAAUUAGUUUGGGUUUGAGGGAAUUUGACUUUAUUGUGUUUCUGCUAGCUGUGUGAAUGUGUGUUGAAUGCAAGGUUAGCCUAGCUUAGCUCAAUUCAUGGAUGUUUAAAUGGGUUCAAAUGUUUUCCAAGGAUGGCUGUCAAGUUGUAAUAUGCAAUUAACAAUUUUGUACUUACUUUGGCUGUGGUCAAAAUCAUUUCCGUUUUACUAUAUAAAGUUCCUUAACACUAACCCACAGUAGAAUGUCUGUGGCAUGUAACUAGUGGCACUAUUAGAAAGGGAAUAGUGAAAGAGUUAAUAAGUGAGUGAUUUUGGACACAGCCCAAGGUUAUAAGAAAAAAAUGAGUCAU
Messenger RNA from Sander lucioperca (pikeperch), 3765 nucleotides. It is a transcript of the gene chrna11, whose product is annotated as cholinergic receptor, nicotinic, alpha 11. The coding region runs from base 257 to 1981 and encodes 574 amino acids. Gene Ontology annotation, molecular function: transmembrane signaling receptor activity; acetylcholine-gated monoatomic cation-selective channel activity. Gene Ontology annotation, biological process: signal transduction; nervous system process; monoatomic ion transmembrane transport. Gene Ontology annotation, cellular component: postsynaptic membrane; synapse; neuron projection. The record is from RefSeq and is a predicted model, not a curated record. Lineage: Eukaryota; Metazoa; Chordata; Actinopteri; Perciformes; Percidae. The transcript is spliced from 10 exons.